UCCCUUCCUUCUAUCAUGUCUUCGCCCUACCAUCGUCCCUCUUCUGCCUCUCUCUCUGCGGAUCAGUUUUUUUUCCUCUUCUCUCCUCUCAUCUCAGUUCUCGCUCACCGUCGAUUCCGCUGGUUUUUUCCGGAUCUGACCCGUAUCCCGUGUCGGAUCGUGUCGGCACAGGUACUGCACCCCAAAUUGCCGAGUCCGGGUAACGAAGUUUAUAAGUAUGUUCAUCUCAGGUGAAGAUGAUAAGAAUGAAAUAGGUACUGAAAAUACUGCAUUUGUGCAUGGGAAACCACCUCAAGAUGCUGCUGGACCUCCGAAAGUUGAAUCUGAUAUGGAAAUUGUUGAGGAGAAUGAAAUAGUUACUGAAAAUACUGCAUUUGUGCAUGGGGAACCACCUCAAGAUGCUGCUGGACCUCCGAAAGUUGAAUCUGAUAUGGAAAUUCUUCAUGAAGAAGUAAAAAAGCAAAUCAUUAAGGAAGGCCAUGGUCAAAAGCCAUCAAAGUAUUCAACAUGCUUCUUGCACUACAGGGCAUGGACUGAAACUACCAAGCAUAAAUUUGAUGACACAUGGCAUGAACAACAACCACUUGAAUUGGUCUUAGGCAAAGAGAAAAAGGAAAUGACUGGUUUGGCUAUAGGUGUGUCAAGUAUGAAAUCAGGGGAACGUGCAUUGUUACAUGUGGGCUGGGAAUUAGGUUAUGGGAAAGAAGGAAGCUUUUCUUUCCCAAACGUUCCACCAAUGGCAGACAUAUUAUAUGAGGUUGAGCUUAUUGGAUUUGAUGAAACCAAAGAAGGAAAGGCUCGUGCUGACAUGACUGUAGAGGAAAGAAUUGGUGCAGCAGAUAGAAGAAAGAUGGACGGGAAUUCUUUAUUCAAGGAGGAUAAGCUAGAGGAGGCCAUGCAACAGUAUGAAAUGGCCAUAGCGUACAUGGGUGAUGACUUUAUGUUCCAGUUAUUUGGGAAGUAUCGAGACAUGGCUUUAGCUGUCAAAAAUCCAUGUCAUCUUAACAUGGCUGCUUGUUUGAUAAAGCUCAAGCGCUAUGAAGAAGCCGUUGGACACUGUUCCAUUGUAUUAUCAGAAGAUGAAAAUAAUGUGAAAGCCAUGUUCAGACGUGGAAAGGCCCGAGCCGAACUCGGGCAAACGGAUGCUGCGCGGGAAGACUUUCUAAAGGCUCGCAAAUAUGCACCUGAAGACAAAGCGAUUGCAAGGGAGUUGCGUAUGCUUGCAGAACAAGACAAAGCUAUAUACCAGAAGCAAAAAGAGAUUUAUAAAGGAAUUUUUGGACCAAGACCUGAACCUAAAUCCAAGAGAGGUAAUUGGAUAAUCCGAUUAUGGCACUGGCUUCUGUCACUAUUCUAUUACAUGUUUAGGCGUGAAAGAGUGAAAGCUGAUUAGUUUAAGCUCCGAAAGAUUUUCCCAAAAAAACAAUUUAAUCAAAGCUUUAAAUCAUUUUGUGGAAAAGUUGUGGGAUACAUCACCAAACUUAAAUGUGUAAUACUAAACAUAUUAUCAUGUGUAAUGGGAUAUUUUGCAUAUUACUUGCUAAAAAUUCAGUUAAUGGAAUAAUGAUUGUUAUUUGUGUUAA
Messenger RNA from Gossypium raimondii (Peruvian cotton), 1583 nucleotides. Its product is annotated as peptidyl-prolyl cis-trans isomerase FKBP42. The coding region runs from base 218 to 1393 and encodes 391 amino acids. Gene Ontology annotation, molecular function: protein binding; peptidyl-prolyl cis-trans isomerase activity. The record is from RefSeq and is a predicted model, not a curated record. NCBI's taxonomy places the organism in Eukaryota, Viridiplantae, Streptophyta, Magnoliopsida, Malvales, Malvaceae. The transcript is spliced from 6 exons.